Vanessa tameamea is the source of this 1089-nucleotide messenger RNA. Its product is annotated as carboxypeptidase B1-like. Lineage: Eukaryota; Metazoa; Arthropoda; Insecta; Lepidoptera; Nymphalidae. The transcript is spliced from 5 exons. Gene Ontology annotation, biological process: proteolysis. Gene Ontology annotation, molecular function: metallocarboxypeptidase activity; zinc ion binding. The record is from RefSeq and is a predicted model, not a curated record. Bases 79 to 1074 code for a protein of 331 amino acids.
UAUUUUAUUUUAGUGUUCCUCGAUGUGACUAAGGCGGAAGUUUGUGGAUGCAAGUCAGUGCGACCGUGUUACAAAAGAAUGUUAGACAAGUUACUUCUCGACGACGAAGAUGCUUGUGUCGAGAACGUCUCCGUCGGUGUCAACACUGUAACAAUAUUUUUGAAAGCCAUAAAAUCGUAUUGUGCGAAUACUGUUAAAGUUUACGACAAUUUUACAACAAUUGAAAAUAGAAAUCUUUAUGAGGUUGUAAUAAAUGGUACAAAACCGAAUGUUAUAGACGAUGAGUCAUUACCAAUCAUAGUCUUAGAAGCUGGUCAAGACGCCAGCACUGAGACUGUAGCUUUCGCAUUAUACGUCAUUGAGCAGCUCGUAGCUUGUGCUGAAAAUAGAGACAUGAUACGUAACGUUCGAUGGGUUAUCCUACCUUCCACCAAUCCUGAUGGAACCGAAUAUUCUAGAAAUAACAUGGAAAUUUGGAGAAAGAACUGUAAUAAUCUUAAUACAAAGUCGUAUGGAGUAGAUGUAACUAGAAAUUUUGACGAAUCGUGGAAUAUUUGUCCAGCCAAUAUAAAUAUAUUCUCACAAAAAUAUCCUGGUCGUACACCAAAUUCGGAAAAUGAGACUACAUUCAUAAUUAAUGCCUUAAGCAAAUAUAAAAGCGAUAUUAAGACAUACGUUUCACUUCGCCGCGAUGGCCAUGGUAUAUUUUAUCCUUAUGCUAGCAAAAAUAUUUCUUUUAAUUCGAUAGAAAAAGUCAAGAAGAGGGCUGGCGACGUAGCCGCUAAAGUUAAUCAACGAGCCGGCGGCCUUCAGUGGUUUGUGAACGAUAGUAUCUUCAAUAUGAAUCGAGAGGCCCAUUGCGGUCAUAGUGUUGAUUAUGCCAUUAAUAAGCUCAACGUUCCUUUUUCAUUCGAAAUGCGUAUAUUCUCAAAAACCGAGGACGAUAUAUUGUCAAAGUUUCAAACCUUACCCAAGGGACAUGAAGUGACGCUAAGAGCAGGAUAUUUCAGUGGCAUCAGAGAAAUAUACAACUCAAUAAUGAAUGAAAAGAAACAAAAAAAGCAAACGAAAUAAAUUUACUAAAAUACA